AUGAACAGAGUAGGACUUAGACUUGGGGGUUGUUUCCCCGUGGCCAGUUUGAUACAGAGAAGAGCCGUCUCGUACACUUUGCCAUCCAUCAAAACUUUGGACAACAACAAAACCACCAACACCGAUUUCCAAGGGUUAUUCUCGAGCAAGACCGUUGAUGAAUUAUGGUACAAGAGAGGAACACACUUGGUUGAAGGAUUGAACCAGCUUUUAGAGGAAAACAACGUCAGCAACCGUCCAUCUGACUUGAACCAGUUGAUCCAACAAACUUUCAACAAGCCAGAUUUGUUUGGUGUGUACGCUUAUGCCUCUUUGUUACACAACUUGCAGUUCUACAUGGAAUCUUUGAAGCCAAACACUACUGCUGAAGCCUCCCAAAACGUCAAGCAAUGUGGUCCAGAAGAACUCUUGAAAACCCCACUUAUUGCCGAUGUAUACAACAAUGAACCAACCGACCCAGCUCUCAGAGAUUGGAUCAGUAACUCAUUUGGUUCAGUUGCCGAGUUCCGUACUUUACUUUUGAACUCUGCCAAGGGUAUCAAGGGUGAUGGUACCGUGUGGCUUGUUGCACAAGCUUUCUACUCGGAAAAGACCGUCAAGAACGAAAAGAACCAAUACACCACUUUGGCUGUGAUGAACACUUACAACGCGGGUAUUGUCAAUGACUCUAUCAGAUCUGGUCAAGUUACCAAGUUGCAACAACAGAAGCAAGCCAAGGCCGACUUCUUGAAGAGAAAGCAACUCGAAAGACAAAACGCCGAAACUGAAGGUAAGGUUGAAGAAGUUAUCGAAGAAGAAGAAGGGGUCGAAGAAACUAAGAAUGAAUCCAAAACUGACGACUUGGUUUUGGGAACUGUAGAAGAAGCCGAGGCCUCUGCCUUGUUCUUGGACAAGAAGUUGAUUCCAUUGUUAGCCAUCGAUGCCUCCCCAAGAAACUACCUCCUUGACUACGGUGUCUACGGUAAGCAACAAUACUUGGACAAUGUCUGGGAUUGCAUAGACUGGAAUGUUGUUGCGGAAAGAGCCCCCGUCAGAUCCAAGCCAACCAUUGACUACAUUUAG
[Candida] anglica is the source of this 1062-nucleotide messenger RNA. NCBI's taxonomy places the organism in Eukaryota, Fungi, Ascomycota, Pichiomycetes, Serinales, Debaryomycetaceae. The record is from the annotation of a GenBank genome assembly.